This is a messenger RNA of Spodoptera litura, 657 nucleotides long. Lineage: Eukaryota; Metazoa; Arthropoda; Insecta; Lepidoptera; Noctuidae. The record is from RefSeq and is a predicted model, not a curated record.
AUGUCGUCUGAAGACAAGAAGGUUGUUAUUGAAGAACAUCAACUGUCGUCCAUCUCCGUCACAGCUAGAAUUCCGGAAUUUUGGAAGAAGUCGCCUAAAACAUGGUUUAUUCAAGCAGAAGCGGUUCUAAAUCCUCAGAAGAUGUCCGACGAAUCAAGGUACCAGGUCAUUAUUUUAAAAUUACCCCAGGACGUAGUUGAGCAAGUUACUGAGAUCCUUUUGAAUCCCCCUGAGAAAAAUAAAUAUGAGACCUUGAAGAAUAAGUUAAUAUUUAUAUAUCAAGAAUCGGAAGAGCGACAAGUAAAAAAACUCAUUGGCGAAAUGGAAUUAGGCGACCAGAAACCAUCACAAUUACUUAGAAAAAUGCAAGACCUAGCCAGGGGGCGAAUAACCAACGAAACACUCAUAGUUAUGUGGCAAAAUCAUUUACCAACGUCGGUGCGAGGAGUUUUGGCUGUAACGGAAGAAAAAGAUCUAGAGAAAUUAGCAUCAAUAGCUGAUAAAGUAAUGGAAACAACGACUCCCAUAAAUAGUGUUGCUACUGUCAAACAGGAACCAGACCCAUCGGGUUCACAGGACCAAAUUAUUUCGGCAAUUAACAAAUUGAGUGAUAGAUUACAAAAAUUUAGAGUCAAGAUCACGAGGCCGUUCAAAUAA